Lycium ferocissimum is the source of this 1916-nucleotide messenger RNA. RefSeq names its product THO complex subunit 4D-like. The record is from RefSeq and is a predicted model, not a curated record. Gene Ontology annotation, biological process: mRNA export from nucleus. Gene Ontology annotation, cellular component: nucleus. Bases 1109 to 1756 code for a protein of 215 amino acids. The transcript has 6 exons. NCBI's taxonomy places the organism in Eukaryota, Viridiplantae, Streptophyta, Magnoliopsida, Solanales, Solanaceae. Gene Ontology annotation, molecular function: mRNA binding.
GGAAGAGGGGCAGGGGGAUCAUUUAGAGGGGGAUCGUUUAGAGGUGGAUCAUUUAGAGGUGGAAGGACAACAGGAGCUCCUCGUAGAGCGCCACUUGGCGUGAAUGCUCGGCCAUCAGCCCACACAAUUGCCAAGGCAAGCUUAAAACUAUUGGAAAUCUUAUGAUUUCAUAGACACAUCUGAUAUGCUUUAUGAACCCAACUGAAGGUUCUCUGCUUUUGUUUAGUUGACAUACAAGAGACUCUUGAUUUUUUUGGUUCCAAGGAGAAGUCCACUUCGGUUCAGCCAUAAUAAGCUGUUCAACUGUAGUGCAAUUGUUGAUGAUCUUUGAACUUUCUUCUUACUCGAGGAUUUCUGAUAUAAGUGGGAGAUUCAGGUGGCCCUGGUCAGGCAAAUCACUUCCUUGUAGCAUGCUGUCUUUGCGAGAUUCAUUAACUGAAAAUUUGAGAGCCGUUUCACCAUUUAAACACCCCUAAAUGUCUAGAGGGUCGAGUUUUGUUCACCAUCUAUAAUCCUUAUUGUCUGGUAGCCAUCUCAGUUAAGUCAUAAUAAGUUGUUCAACUGUAGUGCAAUUGUUGAUGAUAUUUCAACUUACUCCUUACUCGAAGGUUUCUGAUGGAUUUUGAUAUAAGUGGGAGAUUCAGGUGGUCCUGUUCAGGCAACUGAAAAUUUAAGAGCCUUUUCAACAUUUUAAUGCCCCUAAAUGUCUUAAGAGGGUUGAACUUUCUUAACCAUCUAUAAUCUUUAUUGUCUAGUAGCCAGCGCUCUAGUUUCUCUCAUUACUGGUUUAAAGAGGGAGUUUGCGGCUGUCCUAAUGAAUUCUACUUGCAUUUUGUGGAACUACCAAGGGACAAGAUCUUCUGUUACCAUCUCAUUUCAAGGCGUUUUUUGCAAAGUUGGCUUCAUUUGAACAUCAGAACUGGAGCUCUUACCUUUUUGCUUAACCACCUGAUGUGCAGUGGGUUAAAUCCUUUAACUCCCAUCUACACUUAAUUCUUCAUUGUUGACUUCUCUUUUGCUAUUAGAGUGCAUUUUUUGAGCAAUCCAACUUAACUGGAAACUACCGCUAGUGCUAUGGAACUUUGAUGAAUUGAUCUACUGUCGAAGAAUGUCUUUCCGCAGAACCAAGAAUUUGCCAUGGCAGAAUGGUUUGUUUGAAGAUAGCCUUAGAGCUGCAGGAUUAUCAUCAGUGUUGGAGAGUGGCACAAAAGUAUAUGUCUUCAAUUUGGACAUUGGAGUGACUAAUGAAGAUAUAAGGGAGCUCUUUUCCGAGAUUGGAGAACUAGUACGAUAUGCAAUCCACUAUGACAAAAAUGGAUGUCCAAUUGGAGCUGCUGAGGUGGUCUUCGCCAGAAGAAGUGAUGCAUUCCAAGCUCUUAAAAGAUAUAACAAUGUGCAAUUGGAUGGGAAGCCUAUGAAGAUUGAAGUAGUUGGUUCCAACCCAGAAAUUCCUAUGUCAGCUCAUGUAAAUGUAGUUGGAGGAACCAACCGGAGGAGGACUGUUGUCAUGGCGCCGGGCGGCCCAGCUCGUGGAAGAGGAGGCACUACAUCUUUUACUGGUCGGGGUUUUAGUCAAAGGGGCCGUGGUGGUUUCAGGAAUGCACCUGGGCGUGGUCGGGGUGGCGGUGGCGGUCGUGGUCGAGGUCGGGGCCGCGGUGGUAGGGGAAGUAACAGGGGUGUUGAGAAGUCAGCUGAGGAUCUUGACAAGGAGCUAGAUAGCUACUACCAUGCCAAAGGUGAACCCAUGCAAUCUUAGUUGUGUAACUGCUAAACUUGCGACUUAACUAGAAGAGCUGUUCAGUGCUGCUGAGUGCUACUAUGUUUUCCGGUUGUAGUUUCUUACCGUUUAUGAUUGUAUGGAUGAUGCCUAUUAAUACUCUAAUGAAUGAAUGGAAAAUAGAGUGGUUGUUCAUGUU